AUGACUGACUCCCCUAUCAAGAGUUUUCCAUUAACAUUGAGGUUGGUAGUUUUAGUUAUCGCUGUGGUUUGUGGAAUAUACAUUUUCUCAAUUUGUUUUGAGCAAAUAGGUGUAUCCACAAAUACCAAAUUGUCUCGCCUCAGUGUCUUCAAACAGCCAUGUUAUCAUCCUUACAGUGUGGAAGAAUGGGAAAUACCCUACUUGCAUUAUCCAGAACCCAAAACUCAUAGCAGAAAGGAGUGUGCUUGCAAUCCUGUUCGGUUUUUUUGCAUUUUAUCAAUGCAAAGAUCUGGGAGCGGUUGGUUUGAGACGUUUUUAAACAGUCAUGUUAAUGUAAGCUCCAAUGGAGAAAUAUUUUCAGUUGGCAGAAGAAGAAGAAACGUUUCUUCAAUUUUGAAGACAAUGGAUCAAGUGUAUAGUCUUGAUUGGUUCACAAGUGCUUCCAAGAAUGAGUGCUCUGCAGCUGUUGGCUUCAAGUGGAUGCUUAAUCAGGGUUUAAUGGAGCAUCAUAAGGAGAUAGUGGAAUACUUUGAACAGAGACGAGUUUCUACAAUAUUCCUUUUCAGAAGGAAUUUGCUCCGUAGAAUGGUAUCUGUGCUAGCAAAUUCCUAUGACAAAGAUGCUAAGCCGCUAAAUGGAACCCACAAAUCUCACGUACACUCAACGGAGGAGGCUAGAAUUCUUGCCAAGUACAGGCCACGGAUCAAUAUCACGUUACUGAUACCAGAACUAAAGCUAACAGAGGAGACUGCGGCAAAAGCCAUUGCAUACUUUAAGAACACUCGCCACAUUGUUCUUUACUACGAGGAUCUUGUCAACAACCGCACUAAACUAAAGGUUGUUCAAGAAUUUCUAAGGGUCCCAUACAGAGAUCUUGAAAGCCGUCAAGUCAAGAUACAUACUGAUCCAUUAUCUAAGCAAAUUGAAAACUGGGAUGAAGUACAGAAAGCGCUGACAGGGACGCCAUACCAGAGUUUUCUCCUUAAAGACUAA
Molecule: messenger RNA, 993 nt
Organism: Gastrolobium bilobum
Lineage: Eukaryota; Viridiplantae; Streptophyta; Magnoliopsida; Fabales; Fabaceae
Exons: 5
Coding region: 1-993 (330 amino acids)
Source: RefSeq, a predicted model, not a curated record